This is a messenger RNA of Cylicocyclus nassatus, 414 nucleotides long. NCBI's taxonomy places the organism in Eukaryota, Metazoa, Nematoda, Chromadorea, Rhabditida, Strongylidae. The record is from the annotation of a GenBank genome assembly.
AUGGAUUCAAUGGAGUGUUAUGCACUGCAAAACAACUAUACACUUAUUGUAGUAUACAGUGAAGACUUUGGGGAAAUUUGUGAACAGAAAGAUAUAACUUUCCAACGCCAUUGUAUAACCGCUCACAUCCUCAGAACCAAUAAUUUUUCGUGGGUGCUAUUCGUGGAUGGCGAUAUCGGAAUCGUCAAUGAAAAAAUAAGGCUGGAAAAGUACAUCAAGGAGGACGCUCAUAUCAUCUUUUACGAAAGAUUUUUCAAUUUCGAGGUGAUGGCAGGCACAUAUUUCGCUAGGAAAUCAACGUUCUCUCUGAUAUUUCUUCGCGGCUGGGCUGACUAUGAGUUCCGUUUGCCGAAGAAUUUUCACGGAAGAGACAACGGCGCUUUGCACAGAAAGACUCAUCAUCUGAAUGAGUAG